GGUUAACCACUCCAUCUCUACGCUCUUUUCUUACCUCACCAGUCACCAAACCAAAACUCUCUUCUCGAUCAUAUCUUUGAAACCUAAAAAGCUUCUACGAUGUCGGAAGAGAUACGAGAGCAGCAUGAUCUCCCCGACUCUAAACCUUCUCCACAGCAACCGCAACCACCACCAAAACGUGGUCUCAUCAGCCGCAAAAGACAGCUUGUGUUCCUCUCUCUCAUGAUUUUGCUAGCUGCAAAAGGACUCGUCGGAAUCGGAGAGAUAGGGUUUGUAAUAUUGUGUUAUAUCUACUUGUAUGAGUUCAUCGCUAGAUUUGCCUUCCCUCGCAAGCAAACAGAGCAGAAGAAGAGACUCUCAAACCCUAAAAACAAACUCUUUCAACUUUACUUCCUCGCCACUGCUAUUAUAGGUCUACUCUUCCCUAUAUGCUACAUCGGAGACGGAAUAUACCGUGGAGACAUUCACGGCGCCGGAGCAGCCGCACCGCAUCUAUUCCUGCUCUCAGGCCAAGCUUUCACAGAACCUAUUGGUUUCUCCGACAAGUUCUCAACUCCAAUCGGUAUUCUUGGCCCUGUCUUUUACAACGCUCGUCGCAUUUUCUCCCUUUUGGAUUGGGUUAAAGCAGAGUUCUCAGACACUCAGCGUCCCGGUGGUCCGGUGAGAUUAUACGGAGGAAGAGCCAUUGCGUUGGUUAACACGGUGAUGUGGUUUUACAAUCUGUUUGGUCUCUUGUUGCCUGUGUUUCUUCCUCGGUCUUGUGAGAUUUACUUCUCUGGUGAUAAUAACAAAGAUGAUUGAAAUGAAUUGUAUUGUCUCGUUUUAGUAACUCCAUGGAUACAUGUAUACAAUAAAUGUAUCUACUGUUGAGUUGUUCCUUUUA
Molecule: messenger RNA, 883 nt
Organism: Capsella rubella
Lineage: Eukaryota; Viridiplantae; Streptophyta; Magnoliopsida; Brassicales; Brassicaceae
Exons: 2
Coding region: 100-801 (233 amino acids)
Source: RefSeq, a predicted model, not a curated record